AUGUUCAUGAACAGUCGAAAAGUUGUAACUCUUGAGGUUGAUCGUAUAGAUGAGCUAAAAGCUUUUGACGAUACAAAAGCUGGUGUGAAGGGACUUGUGGAUUCUGAGAUAGUGAAAAUUCCGCGUAUCUUUAUCCACGAUAAGAACAAGAUUAAUCAGUUUCCAGUAUCCUGCAAUUCUCAGCUAAGUAUUCCGAUCAUAGACUUUGCAGGCAUCGACAAGGAUGAUUAUAGGCGCUCUGAGAUCAUCGACAAAAUCAGAGAUGCUAGCGAGAAUUGGGGAUUUUUUCAAAUAAUUAAUCAUGGGAUUCCGACUUCUGUUGUCGGUGAUAUGAUGGUUGCCAUAAGAAGAUUUCAUGAACAGGACAUUGAGGUGAAGAAACAGUAUUACUCAAGGGAUUUUUCGAAGAAGUUCAUAUACAACAGUAAUUUUGAUUUAUACCAAGGUCCAGCAGCUUACUGGAGAGAUACUCUUGAAUGCAUUUUGGCUCCUCAUCCACCUGACCCUGAAGAAUUGCCUGCUAUCUGCAGAGGCAUAAUGACCAAGUAUGCUUACUAUGUAACGAGGUUGGGGCAUACUCUCUUCGAACUACUGUCCGAAGCUUUGGGGCUCAAACCUGAUCACCUGAAUGACAUGAACUGUGCUGAGGGGCUUUUACUUCUAGUACACCAAGAUCAAAUUGGUGGUCUACAAGUCCUUCAUGAGAACCAGUGGAUCAACGUCCCCUCGACCCCUGGAUUGCUGAUUGUAAACAUCGCAGAUCUCUUGCAGCUGAUCACUAAUGAUAAGUUCAAGAGUGUUCAUCACAGAGUACUGGCAAACAAGAGAGGCCCAAGAAUUUCAGUAGCAUGUUUCUUUAGAACACAUUUUCGAGAUGGGAUUUCUUCGAGACAGUAUGGACCAAUCAAAGAGUUGUUAUCAGAUGAAAAUCCUCCAAUCUACAAAGAGAUCACAGUAAAAGAAUUCAUCGUGCAGCGAUACAAGAAUGGCCUCAACGGAAUUUCUGCAUUGUCAAGUUUUAAGCUCCAUAAGCUGGCCCCGGAGAACUAA
Fraxinus pennsylvanica is the source of this 1050-nucleotide messenger RNA. The record is from the annotation of a GenBank genome assembly. Lineage: Eukaryota; Viridiplantae; Streptophyta; Magnoliopsida; Lamiales; Oleaceae.